AAGCAGUGUACAUACUGUACACCCUCAGUUGCUAUUUUUGUCUUACUCACAGUUUCACUGUUGCAGUCGGUUUUCACACGCUUUACUUGUGUAGCUGUCUCGAAGACUCACAACUACAGGGUUGCUAUAGCAUCACGUGUGACGUUCUCAAGUUGACGCCAAGGUCUUCACCAGACGUCGCUCUAAUCAUUGACCGUCAAUCCCCACACUUGUUUCCGCAUUAGUUCGUGAUGCUGACGAGAUCAAACAUUGCCAGUCUUCUCCUCCCUCUCCUCGCUUUGAUGUCGACGUGGUCGCACUGUCUAGCGAAACGAUGUCUCGGCCGCGAUGGUGCUUCGUUUUCCAACGCAUUUGGUGAGAUACGAGGUCUCAGCGGUUGCACGAUUGUGGAGAGAAAUGUCGUUAUUGGUAAUAUUAAUGUGGACAAGAACUCGAGUGUCGACUUGUCACCGCUAGAGAACAUAACGGAGAUCAAAGGUCUUCUCUAUAUCGCACAAAUAAAGGGACUGACGCGAUUUCCGCUGCCUAGUCUGCGUGUGGUGAGAGGAGAAGUGACGAGGCCGUUGAGUCUUACGGGUGUGCGUUCGGGCCAGUUCUCGAUAAUUUUGUACAACCUUCCGAGUGUCGUGGAAUGGCCGUUUGUCAACCUUGAAGAGGUGACGAAUGGUGAUGUAUUGGUGUAUGAUAUGCCGUCGCUCGCGCACAGCGACACACUGGAUUGGGAAGACAUUCAGAACAAGCGAAAAGACGGAGUUGUGUUGUUCGAUGUCGGUACGCAGCGGAGCGGAAAUGACACAUGUCCGAGCUCAUGCGGCGGCUAUUGCUGGUCGUCAAGCAAAUGCCAGACUCGUUCAUUGAAGAUAUGCAGUUCUUUGUGCUCUCAUCGUUGUGUUGGUUCGGGCCUUUUUGAUUGCUGUCACCAGGAAUGCGUUGGAAGCUGCUCUGUUAUAGAGGAUGCUACCAAAUGCUCAGCUUGUAGGACAUUUGAGGACGGCAACGUAUGUGAAGACCGAUGUCCAUCUCUUACUAUAUAUGAUCGUCAACUAGGACAGUAUGUUGUUAAUCCUGAUGCAAGAUAUGUAUUUCAAGAUCAGUGUCUUGCAGUUUGUCCAGAUGGGCUUGUUAUAAAUGGACAGAGAUGUGCAAGUCGGUGUCCAGAUGGUCAAGAACCUAACACACACAGAGUGUGUGUCCCAUGUAAAGGAGCAUGCCCUAAAGUGUGUGAUGCACCAUCAGAUGGAGUUAUUGACAGCAACAACUUGGCAGACUUUCGUAACUGCACAGAAAUUGCGGGACAUAUCACGCUCAGCAGUAGACUAAAAGAGGAUUUAUCGAUGAAUCGUACUCUUGUGACGGAAGAUGAUCUUGAAGUGUUGAGUCAAGUUCGAGUAAUAUCGGAAUAUCUGGCUGUAUUUUCAACUCACAGUGGCAUCACAUCUCUCAAGUUUUUUCGCAACUUGGAAAUAAUACGAGGAACAGUCCUUCGUGGAGGCACUUCUGCUCUACUUGUUCAGGGCAAUCCAGGGCUAACAAACUUAGGAUUCUCAUCGCUUCAUAAAGUUGAAAAUGGGGCUAUAGCAUUUAUUAUUAACCCAAAACUGUGUGUUAGUGUGGACACAGAUGGGCUUAGGGAAGCGGAAGUCAUCAAGAGUUCUGUUGCUGUUGUGAAUUAUCAAAAUAAUCCCAGCUGUAAUGUGAUGUGUCAUCUACAGUGCAACAGUAGUUUUGGUUGUUGGAGCCCCAUGGAUAAUGAAACAUGUGUUACAUGCACUUCAUUUGACUACGAUGGAAGCUGCGUCAACGAAUGCACGGAUGCUGCAACGGGAACAAGUCUUAUUUAUGCUAAUGCUACAAGUGGUCAGUGUCUGCCAUGCCAUCAUGAGUGUGCAACAGGAUGUGAUGGGCCGGGCGACAAUCAAUGCCAUGAUUGCAAAAACGUUAGGGAUGGAAGCUUCUGUUAUCCUGAAUGUCCACCGGAGAAAUACAAAGACAACAGCAAUGUAUGUCAGUAUUGUAAUGAAGCGUGUGAAGAAGGAGGGACGUGCACUGGUCCAGGAGACAACAAGGGACCCGGAGGCUGUGAUGAUUGUGACCUCUUCUUUGUUAAUGCAACUGAAACAAGUGUUAUUCGUUGUGUGAAUUAUGCUAAAGGAUGUCCCGAGUCCUACUAUCAGCACCCUGUUGACGAUCGAAAUCAUACCUUUUUUCGCAAGAUUAUGUCGUCAAGCUCUGGACCCGAAUGUGAGACGUGCAGCUCAGGCCUCGUACACGAUGGAAGUCAUUGUGUCAGUAGUUGUUCCACUACUAAGUAUCCUGAUCGCAACAACGUUUGCCAGAAUUGUCCAAUUCGCUGCGGUCCUGUAGGGUGUACUUUGAAUGAAACGACUGGUGAAAUCCAGUGUAAGUCGUGCGAUCAUUUGCUGGAGGAUUUUAAUGGGACUGAUCAUUGUGUGGAGACUUGCAGCCGUAUGAAACCGUAUCGUUAUGAUGCAGGCCGUCGGUGUUACAAAGUGUGUCCUCGUGACACUUACAAUUUCACAGAAACCUUUGGAGGAGGAGUUUGUCAAGAUUGCAGUCCUCAAUGUCGUCAUGUUGAUGCUAACAAUGCUAACGAAUGGAUUUGUACUGAUGGGACGGAUCGUGAAACGAGUUGCUUGCUUGGGUGUCAGAAUGUUGAACAACGUGGCAUUUGUAUUGCAAAGUGUGAUGGAGAUCUCACACAAGUGACAUACAAAGUGGUUGGAGGUGAGGAAAUGAAAGUACAAGAGAAUUUGACUACAACACCAACAAGUAGAGGAAUCGAUGAAGACAAAGAGAAGUCAAUAGAUGAAGAAGAGAACUCAAGAGAAGGCAACACGGAGAGUGUGGAACGUGAAGAGCAUCCUGAUUAUGAGAUUAGAAAACGUUGUGAAAUGAAGGAUGAGAAGACAGAACCCACGAUUAUACGAAAGAAAAGUACAGGGAGUGAAAAUCUUGCUCCUGUCAUUGCUGGGGCAACUAUUGGUUUGAUCAUAAUCAUUGUUGUCAUCAUUCUUGUGUUGGGAUUUGGACAUCGUUGGUAUGAAAAGCGUGAAGUGUAUGUUGACAAAGAAGAUGUGGGUGCUUUGGACAAUCCGAUGUAUGGAGGAGCUGCCAGCAUGGGAAUGAUGAAUUUGACAAAUAAUCCUGCAGCUGUUGCCCCAACAGCUGCCCAUCUUGUUCUCGUUCAAGAAAGCUCAUUAGAAACCAUGGAAAUUCUUGGUACCGGAGCAUUUGGGACAGUAUACAAGGGAACAUGGUUGCCUGAAGAAGUACCAGAAAAGCUACUAGUUGCAAUCAAAGUGUUGAAUGAAGGCACAGGGAAGGCUGCUAGUAAGGAGCUCCUACAAGAGGCUGUCACAACAGCAUCAAUGGACCAUCCUCAUCUUGUCCGCUUAUUGUGUGUUUGUAUGGCGUCACGUGUCAUGCUUGUCACACAGCUUGUUCCUCUCGGCUCGCUUCUUAGCUACUUGCGGAAGCGAAAGAAGACACUGACGGGAGAAGCAUUGCUUGUAUUUUCUCAGCAAAUAGCAAAAGGUAUGGUGUAUUUGGAGGAUAAACGUUUGGUGCAUCGAGAUUUGGCAGCCAGAAAUGUUCUUGUUCAGACACCUAUGAUGGUAAAGAUUUCUGAUUUUGGAUUGUCAAAGAUGCUUGAUGUUGGUGAAGGCCAUUUUCAGUCAGAAGGCGAAAAGAUGCCGAUCAAAUGGCUUGCACCCGAAAGUCUGCGGCAUCUCAAAUUUACGCACAAGAGUGAUGUAUGGGCAUUUGGUGUCACAGUUUGGGAAGUGAUGACGUUUGGAAACCAACCGUUUAAAGGCAAGAAAGGCAAUGAGAUGUAUACUCUUCUUAUGUCAGGCGAACGUCUUCCCCAUCCAAAAAUCUGCACUCAUGAAGUCUACGCUUUGAUGCUUCAAUGCUGGAUGAUUGAACCCGAGACUCGACCAACAUUUAAAAGUUUAGCUCGGCAACUUACAGUGAUGUGUAGGAACACAAGCAAAUUUGUUACAACAGAGGCUGACGAGGCAAGAGCAGAAGGUCUUGCAAAGAUCAGGACGGGAACGUAUGAGACUUCUGAAGUGAUUAGUGAAUGGAGUGAUGCUGAUGAUGAUGGGUAUGAUAACGGUGCUGGUGCAACAUUCAAUCCGUAUGAGAAUCCUCGAGAUUGUAUACCUGAGGCUAUGUAUUCUAACACGGUCGGUCUGGACACGGUGGAUGAAGAUGAGGAGGAGAGUGUAGAGUAUGAUAAUGCUGCAACGCAAAAAUUUGUGGCUAUUUCUGAUGACACUGGUAAUCAGUAUGACAAUCCUCGCUCUGCUAGUGCUGAGCCAUUGCUUGCCCACUCGGCAGAAGAAACAGAGAAUCCAUAUGACAAUCCAAUUGGUGAAAAAUCUGAACUCGGUCCACCUGAUGCUGCAUACGACAACCUGAAUGUCAAUGCACCACAAGACGACGAUAAUAUCCAAUAUGACAUGCCACUAAAUCCAACAAGUCAGAAAAAAAGUAACUCCAAACACAUGGAGAAAUCACAUCAACACUCUGAUGUAGCACAUGCAGAUGACAUGAUGGAUCCAGAUGUCGGUUAUCAGGACCCAACAGCUAUGAUGGAUUCAGAUGCCGGUUAUCAGGACCCAACAGCUAUGAUGGAUUCAGAUGCCGGUUAUCAGGACCCGACAGCUAUGAUGGAUUCAGAUGCCGGUUAUCAGAACCCAACAGCUAUGAUGGAUUCAGAUGCCGGUUAUCAGGAUCCAACCGCUCUUGGUGUACACACAUGAUAUCAAUUUGCUGCCAUUUUUAAAGUAUUUAUUAGAAUUUUGACAAAGGACAUUGGACUUGAGGGACUUUUAAAGGUAGGAUGUAGUUUGUGAAGCGUUUCUGAUGUCCAUUUGGCUCUCAUUGAGACUGGAUGGUGCAAUUUGCUGUAUAUGGCCAACUGAUGUGUUGGUUACUAACUUAUGUAACAAGUAUUUUAAUACGUGGUGAUAA
Molecule: messenger RNA, 5001 nt
Organism: Corticium candelabrum
Lineage: Eukaryota; Metazoa; Porifera; Homoscleromorpha; Homosclerophorida; Plakinidae
Product: epidermal growth factor receptor-like
Exons: 24
Coding region: 231-4790 (1519 amino acids)
Biological process (GO): positive regulation of kinase activity; neurogenesis; negative regulation of apoptotic process
Cellular component (GO): basal plasma membrane; signaling receptor complex; plasma membrane
Molecular function (GO): transmembrane receptor protein tyrosine kinase activity; ATP binding
Source: RefSeq, a predicted model, not a curated record